This is a messenger RNA of Apis dorsata (giant honeybee), 686 nucleotides long. RefSeq names its product gamma-aminobutyric acid receptor subunit theta-like. The record is from RefSeq and is a predicted model, not a curated record. Gene Ontology annotation, cellular component: membrane; neuron projection; synapse. Gene Ontology annotation, molecular function: extracellular ligand-gated monoatomic ion channel activity; neurotransmitter receptor activity; transmembrane signaling receptor activity. The transcript is spliced from 5 exons. The annotation marks the transcript as partial. NCBI's taxonomy places the organism in Eukaryota, Metazoa, Arthropoda, Insecta, Hymenoptera, Apidae. Gene Ontology annotation, biological process: chloride transmembrane transport; regulation of membrane potential; chemical synaptic transmission.
AUGUUACAUUUAAAUACAUCUACUAUACUAGGAAAUUGUCCAAUGUUAAGCAAUAGUAGUUUUAUGGAACAAACUGAACUUUUAAAAGAAUUAACUAAUGAUUGUCGUUAUGAUAACAUGACUAGACCACCAGGAGAAAUUAAUUCUACAAAUCCAAUUAAUGUGUAUACUAAGGCUUAUAUUUAUACAAUUAAAUCAAACAUGGCAAAAACACUGCAAUUUGAUGUACAUAUGAUGUUACAAUUUAGAUAUUUGGAUACCAGGUUAAAAUUUUCAAAUAUUGCUCCAUAUUUAAGUCAAAUAUAUGAUGGACAAUUUGCAUAUAAUCUAAUAUGGACACCUACUGUUUAUGUUUCUGAGCCCAGUUCAGCAAUAAUAGGAAAUAAUGUAAAAGAUAAACUUGUUUCAAUAGAUCCAUCAGGCAUGGUUAGAUUGAAUACUAGGUUGCAAGCUACUCUUAACUGUGGGCUUCGUUUGGAGAAAUUUCCAUUUGAUGUACAAGAAUGUCCACUUGUUUUUGAGAGCUGGACACACAAUGUGCUUGAUAUGGUGUUGUAUUGGGACCAAGAACCAAUUAUACUUGCAGAUGAAUUACAUUUAACUGAAUAUAAGCUUGUUGAAAAAUGGGUUAAUGCAUCAGAAGUAUUUUAUACUACAUCACAACAACAUUAUGGUCAUUUUGGCAU